Messenger RNA from Plutella xylostella (diamondback moth), 1359 nucleotides. Its product is annotated as protein PBDC1. Gene Ontology annotation, cellular component: cytoplasm. The record is from RefSeq and is a predicted model, not a curated record. NCBI's taxonomy places the organism in Eukaryota, Metazoa, Arthropoda, Insecta, Lepidoptera, Plutellidae.
GUUGACACUUGACAGGACUAAAGUAAAAAUUUAAUCCGUGUCGUUCGUAUAUUUUUUCGGCACGUGUACCUAUUUUACAAUCUAUAGAAUAACUAAAGCCCUAAUUUAAUAAAGUGCAUUGUAAUUAUGGAUGUUCUUACGAGGCCUGCAGAAGAAUUCGGUAACGAUGAGACCCUGGAGCACCUGUGGGCUUCAAAAGCCAUGGAACAUAGUGAUAUAUACUUUAAUGUCCUGUGUUCAGUAGACACGAGAUGGCUCCGGCUGACGCCGCACGAUGACCUCAUAUACACGCACUUCAAGCAGGACUUCCCGGAUCUCGAUGUCUCCUAUAUUCAAGAAAACAUACUCAAGAACAACACAAACAAAGCUAAAUGGAGAAUGUUCUGUGAAAAGUUCAAAAAUAUCAUUGAAGACUACAGUUUCGGCACUUUACUGAGGGCCGACACUAAGGGGGAUUACUCGGAAGCCAAUACCAUUCUGGUACCUCGGGUACAGUUUUAUGCUAUAGAGAUAGCUAGAAACAGAGCUGGGCUCAAUAAUCAGGUGAAAAAAAAGUUCAAGUGUGCCUCUCUGGCCAAUUUGGAGGCCCAGAAGAGUCAGGAAGUUAGUGUUUGAUAAACUACUUAUGAAACAUGCCAGCCAUAGGUUUAAGUUUAGUCUAAGUAUAGUUUUAGCUUAAAUACCUUGGUCUGAAUCAUCUGAAGAAAUAUAGAUCAUAAAUUAAAAGCUAUUUACGUAAUUAGUUUCCAAUUUAGGUCUAACAUAAAAAGACAAUUAUUUGUUGGUCAUGAUUAUGAUACCUGCAGCCCGCCAAAAGUAUGACAUCCAGUCUCGUGGAGGCCUAUGUCCUGCAGUGGAUUAUUGCAGGCUGUGCGAUUGUUUUAAUAAUAAUAACCAUUUUCCUGCCAGGCCCUUCUACAUUGUUGUUUCCAAUGCACUUCUGUUCUGUUGUUGGAAACAUUAAAAACCUAUGCUUUUUAAAACAAGACCAUUCAUUAUUAUUAAUCAGCUAUACCUAAAUAAUAUUAUAACUACUUAUUAGCUAGAUAUAAUUAGUUGUAAAUAGGCCUAAUCUGUAAUCCAUAGUGAGUAAGUUGGAAUAGUAAACUUCAGAUAUUUUAUUUUUUUGCCUUCUAUGCAAUGAAAUGCAACAUUUUAUUUCCAUGAAUUUUGCUAAGUCAUCUGCUAUCUUGUUACAAAAGUACCUAACCAAAUAUACCAUAUUUACUACAAAAAAUAAUAUGUCUGAAGUUUAAAAGCCAUUGAAGAGAAGCAAUACAUAGCCAACUCAAAUACAUAAUAAUAAAAUUAUUCUCAAUACACUUUUGAUAAUAAAUUUUAUACUUUUCAUUGCCACAA